CUCUCCUCCUCCAUUGUCUUCAAUAGGCUGUUUUGAACCCACUGCGACUGAGUUAUCCGCCCUCCAUUGUAAUUAUGAUAACGGCUAUUUCAUGGGUUCCGAAAGGAGCACCGAAACCAAUCCCCUCUGUGGCUGAUUUGCCUUCAAAAGAAGAAAUUGAAGAACUCGUCAAGAGUGGUGCCUUGGAAAGAAGCGGGGAUAGUGAUGAGGAUAUGGAUGGUGAUCAUAAUGAUAGUAGUAAUCGUGGCGAUGAUGAUGAUGAUAAUAAUAAUAAUGAGGAAGAUGAUGAAAGUGAGAAGCUCGAUAAUAAGCCUGCUAAAGCCUCAAAAGACGCUGACUCCGAGGCCAAAUUUAAAGACAUAACCGAUGGAUUGAAGGAGCUUGACAUGGAUAAUUAUGACGAAGAAGAUGAUGGGAUUGAACUAUUUACCAAAGGCCUUGGAGACCUUUACUAUCCAAGUAAUGAUGUUGAUCCAUAUUUCAAGGAUAAAGAUGAUGAUGAGGAUUCUGAAGAUCUUGAGGAUUUGACUAUCAGACCAAUGGAUUCAGUUAUAGUUUGUGCACGAAAUGGUGAUGAUGGCAAUCAACUAGAGGUCUGGGUAUGUGAGGAACCUGGUGAUGGUGAAUUCAACACUUAUGUCCACCAUGAAAUCAUGAUCUUUGAAUUUCCUCUGUGCACAGCAUGGAUGGAUUGUCCGCUUAAAGGUGGAGAUAGAGGGAACUUUCUAGCUGUUGGAUCAAUGGAACCUUCCAUUGAAAUAUGGGACCUUGACAUAAUCGACGAGGUACAACCAUGUAUGGUAUUGGGUGGCAUUGCCGAGAAGAAGAAGAAAAAAAAAGGAAAGAAGAUAUUAGUAAAAUAUAAAGAUGGAAGUCACACUGAUUCAGUACUUGGUCUUGCUUGGAACAAGCACUACAGAAAUGUACUUGCGAGUGCUAGUGCCGACAAGAAAGUAAAGAUUUGGGAUGUGGCAGCUGGAAAAUGUGAUAUUACUAUGGAGCAUCAUACGGACAAGGUUCAAGUUGUUGCAUGGAAUUAUCAUGCACCACAAGUUCUCCUCAGUGGAUCUUUUGAUCAUUCUGUGGUUAUGAAGGAUGGAAGGAUACCAUCACAUUCUGGUUACAAGUGGUUAGUCGAUUCUGAUGUUGAAAGCUUAGCAUGGGAUCCGCACACUGAGCACUCAUUUGUGGUUAGUCUUGAAGAUGGUACCGUGAAGGGAUUUGAUAUUCGGACUGCCACGUCCAACACAGCUCCCGAGUCAAAGCCAAGUUUUACUCUUCAUGCUCAUGACAAAGCUGUUUGCUCAGUCUCAUAUAAUUUGUCAGCUCCUAAUCUUCUUGCAACAGGAUCCACAGACAAAAUGGUAAAGCUCUGGGAUUUAUCCAACAAUCAACCCUCGUGCAUUGCAUCAAAGAAUCCUAAAGCAGGAGCUGUAUUUUCUAUUGCGUUCUCGGAGGACAGUCCCUUUUUGCUGGCAAUAGGAGGCUCCAAGGGCAGAAUGGAAAUAUGGGACACAUUAUCUGAUGCUGCAGUCUCCAGAAAAUUUGGGAAUCACAGCAGGCCGAAUAGUCAGCCUGUGUCAUAGUGCGAUCAACCAACAAAUGAACAAGGGAUUCAACUACGAUGAGCAGAGCUCUUGUUUUUCUUGGAACGAGUGAGCAUUUCUUGUGUGUAGCUUUUUAAAUCUUCACAUGGUUUUUGGAUUGUCUUCCUGUAGGAAUCCUUGAUACCUUGUAUGCUUGUAUAAGAAUUACAAGAAUUUUCAGGUACAAGGAAAUGUCGUUGAGGACAGUGAAUGGUUUUAAAGAUCCCUUAGCCCUUGAGAGAUCCCUUAAUUCAUAGCAUCGGAUCCCAGUUUUCAUCAUUUGAGAGAGGUUUCAAAGAUUUUAGUUUUUUUUUCCUUUUUCCUCAAGGGAUGAUUAGGACUGUUGGGAAGUAUAUAAAUUUUUACUGUUAUUCUAUCAUCUUUUGAUUAUAAAAUGUUUUAUUAUUACAUGUUACAGACUUGGAUACGCCCAAUCAAAGCAUUAACAAUUUUGUUCAGUUAGGUCAUGUUUGGUAUGUUGUAUUGUAUUUGAUUGAUUGUAUUGUAACAUUUUUAUUCAAUAUUAUGUUUGAUUUUAACUGUA
Humulus lupulus (European hop) is the source of this 2130-nucleotide messenger RNA. RefSeq lists its product as uncharacterized. Lineage: Eukaryota; Viridiplantae; Streptophyta; Magnoliopsida; Rosales; Cannabaceae. The coding region runs from base 75 to 1586 and encodes 503 amino acids. The transcript is spliced from 16 exons. Gene Ontology annotation, biological process: rRNA processing. Gene Ontology annotation, cellular component: nucleus. Gene Ontology annotation, molecular function: protein binding. The record is from RefSeq and is a predicted model, not a curated record.